Messenger RNA from Zeugodacus cucurbitae (melon fly), 798 nucleotides. Its product is annotated as glutathione S-transferase 1-like. The transcript has a single exon. The coding region runs from base 100 to 765 and encodes 221 amino acids. Gene Ontology annotation, biological process: glutathione metabolic process. The record is from RefSeq and is a predicted model, not a curated record. Gene Ontology annotation, molecular function: glutathione transferase activity. NCBI's taxonomy places the organism in Eukaryota, Metazoa, Arthropoda, Insecta, Diptera, Tephritidae.
AGUCCUUCAUAAGCAAGUUAACAGGUGUAGUAUUCAAUUAGUCGUUAGUAAUACGUCAAUAGUCACAUAGCGGUAUUCGGUAAUCAAAACGAAAAAAAUAUGGAAAAUAUAGUGUUGUACGCAAUUGGCGGAAGUGCACCGAGUCGCGCCGUUUUGCUUACUUUGAAAGCGCUAAAUGUGCCCUUCGAAUACAAAAUGUUAAAUUUAUUGGCUGGUGAGAAUCGUACACCCGAAUAUCUCGCGAUUAAUCCACAUGGCACAGUACCAACAUUGGUUGACAAUGGAGAGAUAUUCACCGAUUCUCAUGCAAUCACCACAUAUUUGGUUGACAAAUACGGUUCUGACGACUCACUCUAUCCCAAGGAUCUGGUACAGCGCGCCAAAGUCAACCAAUUCUUGUUCUAUGAAGCCACCGUGGUUUUCGAUCGCACGUUCAUUCAUAUAAGCAAAGCUGUCUUCAAUAAUAAUAAUGUGAUUCCAUGGGCCAAAAUUGAUGCUAUCUAUAAGGUGUACGAUAGUCUGGAGGGUUUCCUAAAAGUGCAUCCAUAUGUGACUGGCGAACAACUAACGGUUGCCGAUUUUUCACUCGUCGCCACCAUAACCACCUUAUUCACUUAUGCUGAACUCGAUGCGGGUAAAUAUCCGAAAAUUGCCGAAUGGGUUAAGCGAUUGGAGGCGUUGCCUUACUAUGCCGAAGCCAACGGUGUUGGAUUGCAGCAAUAUAAAGAUAUUGUAAAAUCAAUUGGUUUUAGAAUUUUACGUUAAUUAAAAGUAAGAAUUUUGCUUAAUAAGUAAAAA